Messenger RNA from Pseudonaja textilis, 808 nucleotides. RefSeq names its product transmembrane 4 L six family member 19 (gene TM4SF19). The record is from RefSeq and is a predicted model, not a curated record. Gene Ontology annotation, cellular component: membrane. NCBI's taxonomy places the organism in Eukaryota, Metazoa, Chordata, Lepidosauria, Squamata, Elapidae.
AUGCUUUCCUAUACUCCAAAGGCUAUAAAUAGUCAUCAAUUUUUGAUGCCUUGUCUAGAAAAACGUUUUCUAACAUCUAGCAAUUCUGGCAGCAACCAUUAGUGGGAAGAAACUCUAAGUGGCCCUACAACUCCUUUCAUCUGCAUUCAAUUUAUCAAAAGACUCUCUUCUGCAAUGUGUGUGGGUACUUGUACUCGAAUCCUGGGCCCGUGCCUCCUUAUCUUGGGCUUUCUUUCCAUUACUGCUAAUAUUCUCCUACUCUUUCCCAAUUGGGAAUGGUGUUACCUAAGCCUGGGCCAAAUAUCCAAGAGGGCAAUGCUAAUGCCAGGGGUAUGGGGAGGAGGCCUGCUGGUUUUUCCUGCUGCAGUUCAGAUCACAGGUAUUGGAUGGAGGUGGAAGUACUUCAGCAGCCCAGGAACUUGCUGUAAGAUGUUUCUUUCCAUUCUGCUGUCAGGACUGGCCCUCCUAGGAUCGGCGGCUUGUUUUAUUUUGUCUGGUUCAGGCUUGACGGAGGGGCCACUCUGUCUCUAUAAUUCCACCCUCAAUCAUAACAAAGUGCAACAGUGGGGCUACCCAUUUCUUGAAAUGGACUACCAUGUCUUCAACAAUGGGGCUCAGAAUUACCUGUAUGAUCCUUCCCUUUGGAAUUCAGUUUGCAUCAAGCCACAGAAUAUUGUUGGCUGGAAUGUGUAUUUCUUCUCUUCCCUCCUAGUCAUCAGCACGGUUGAAAUGAUCCUGGCUGCUCUCCAAAUUAUCAAUGGCUGUUUUGGAUGUGUCUGUGGCUUAUGUGAACAGAAGAAAUAGGUUU